Messenger RNA from Candidozyma auris, 1854 nucleotides. RefSeq names its product H(+)-transporting V1 sector ATPase subunit A (gene TFP1). The transcript has 2 exons. NCBI's taxonomy places the organism in Eukaryota, Fungi, Ascomycota, Pichiomycetes, Serinales, Metschnikowiaceae. Bases 1 to 1854 code for a protein of 617 amino acids. Gene Ontology annotation, molecular function: ATP binding; proton-transporting ATPase activity, rotational mechanism; ATP hydrolysis activity. The record is from RefSeq and is a predicted model, not a curated record. Gene Ontology annotation, biological process: proton transmembrane transport; ATP metabolic process. Gene Ontology annotation, cellular component: proton-transporting V-type ATPase, V1 domain; fungal-type vacuole membrane.
AUGGCCGGUGGUUUGGAAAACGCAAGGAAGGAAAUUAAGCGCCUCUCGCUUGAUGACACCGCCGAAUCGCAAUAUGGUCAAAUCUUCUCUAUCUCUGGUCCCGUGGUGGUCGCCGAGAACAUGCUUGGCAGUGCCAUGUACGAAUUGGUGAAAGUGGGUCACGCUAACUUGGUUGGUGAAGUGAUCAGAAUUAAUGGCGAUAAGGCCACCAUUCAGGUUUAUGAAGAAACCGCAGGAGUUACUGUUGGUGAUCCAGUAUUAAGAACUGGUAAGCCUUUGUCCGUUGAAUUGGGCCCUGGUUUGAUGGAAAACAUUUACGACGGUAUUCAGAGACCUUUGAGAGAGAUCAAGGAGAAGUCGCAAUCUAUCUAUAUCCCUAGAGGUAUCGAUGUUCCAUGUUUGGACAGACUGAAGCAAUACGACUUUAAUCCAGCAUCAUUAAAGGUGGGUGACCACAUCACUGGUGGUGACAUUUUUGGUUCCAUCUUUGAAAAUUCUUUGUUAGAUGAUCACAAGAUAUUGUUACCACCCAGAGCUAGAGGUACAAUCACUUCCAUUGCUGAGGCCGGUUCAUACACCGUUGAGGACCCUGUUUUGGAAGUUGAAUUUGAGGGCAAGAAGCACAAGUACUCCAUGAUGCAUACAUGGCCCGUCAGAGUUCCAAGACCUGUGGCCGAGAAGUUGACUGCCGACUACCCUUUGUUGACUGGCCAGCGAGUAUUAGACUCCUUGUUCCCAUGUGUUCAGGGUGGUACCACAUGUAUCCCAGGUGCUUUUGGCUGUGGUAAGACAGUCAUUUCGCAGACAUUAUCUAAGUUUUCUAACUCGGACAUCAUUAUUUACACUGGUUGUGGUGAGCGUGGUAAUGAGAUGGCCGAAGUUUUGAUGGAAUUCCCUGAGCUUUACACUGAAAUGAGCGGCAAAAAGGAGCCCAUUAUGAAGCGUACCGCUUUGGUCGCAAACACAUCCAACAUGCCUGUCGCAGCUCGUGAAGCCUCUAUUUACACCGGUAUCACGAUUGCCGAAUACUUCCGUGAUCAAGGUAAGCACGUUUCAAUGAUUGCUGACUCCUCCUCUCGUUGGGCUGAAGCCUUGAGAGAACUUUCUGGUCGUUUGGGUGAGAUGCCUGCUGACCAAGGUUUCCCCGCUUAUUUGGGUGCCAAGUUGGCUUCUUUCUAUGAGCGUGCUGGUAAGGCAACUGCUUUGGGCUCGCCAGACAGAGUCGGUUCUGUUUCCAUUGUUGCUGCAGUCUCUCCAGCAGGUGGUGACUUCUCUGACCCUGUGACCACUGCGACAUUGGGUAUUACACAAGUUUUCUGGGGUUUGGACAAAAAAUUGGCUCAGCGUAAGCACUUUCCUUCCAUCAACACUGGUAUCUCGUACUCCAAGUACACCAAUGUGUUGGAUCCAUACUACGAAAAGAACUUCCCAGGCUUCAAAUCUUUGAGAACCAAGGUUAAGGAGAUCUUGUCCAAUGCUGAAGAGUUGGAGCAAGUUGUUCAGCUCGUGGGUAAGUCCGCAUUGUCUGACUCUGAUAAGAUUAUCUUGGAUGUCGCGAACUUGAUUAAAGAAGACUUUUUGCAGCAGAACGGGUACUCUUCUUACGAUCAGUUCUGCCCUAUCUGGAAGACUUACGACAUGAUGCGUGCUUUUAUUAGCUACCAUGAUGAGGCCCAGAAGGCUGUCGCUAAUGGAGCAGCUUGGAACAAGUUGUCUGAGGCAACCGGUGAUGUGAAACACGCAGUUUCUAGCGCCAAGUUUUUUGAGCCCUCAGAAGGUGAGGAGGCUGGCCGUAAGAACUUCAAUGAGUUGCUCACCAAAAUCAGCGAGCGUUUUGGCGAAGCAGCCGAGUAA